Messenger RNA from Octopus bimaculoides (California two-spot octopus), 3766 nucleotides. RefSeq names its product tolloid-like protein 1. Gene Ontology annotation, biological process: proteolysis. The record is from RefSeq and is a predicted model, not a curated record. Gene Ontology annotation, molecular function: metalloendopeptidase activity; zinc ion binding; calcium ion binding. NCBI's taxonomy places the organism in Eukaryota, Metazoa, Mollusca, Cephalopoda, Octopoda, Octopodidae.
AUAUAUUAUUUGAAAUAGACAAAGAAAAUACACAAACGAUUUAAAAAAAAGGCAAAGAAAGGAAAUACGAGACAAGGAAAUCGCUUCUUUCUUUAUUUGAGGGUGGUGAUUUUUUUUUCUCUUUUAAGUUUCAAUUCUUUGUUUUGUGAAAUGUUAGAUCGUACGAAUUCAUUAUGAAGUGGACCACAGAACAUUGGUGUACAACUAAAAACAUGGAACACAAUGACAACUACACAAACUACAACAACAUUCACAGUAGUAACAGACUAAAUGGAGUUGAAAGUUGUAGAGACAAUAAACAAGAACAACAUAAAACACAAAACCACAGACAUCAUACAAGCAUCGAGUCAAAAGGCCCCGGUUCAAAUUGGAUAAAAUCGCGGAAUCAUAAUAAUAAUAAUAAUAAUAAUAAUAAUUAUAAUAAUACUAAUACUAAUAAUAAAAAUUAUAAUAAUAUUAAUAUAAAUAAUAAUAUAAAUAGAAAUAAUAAAUAUAACAAUUGUAACGUGGUAAGUCGAUGGACGACGACACGAUGCCAAGUUGUGUGGGGACUUGCGAUGAUGUUAUGUCUGCAGUACAGUACAGUUUUGGGUUAUAUAGUUCCAGUUAGAGACCUACAGUCGAAGACGGAGCUACAUACCAUAAGAAACUUACAGAAUGGAUCCGUUAAUGUGAAAAAUUUUACAGACCUUAAUAAAUACACACAUACCAACACUAACACUCGAACACCUGUACACAAAACGUCAGACGAUUUAUAUAUAGAUCCGUGCAAGGCUGCUGGCUUUAUGAAUGAUAUCGCUCUUACACAAACGGAUGUCCGUGAUCUCAUGACAUCUUGGCGGAACAAAGAAAGAGCGAAAAAACAAAAAAGUUUACAUGAAAAACAUUCAAAUAGAACAUCGUUAAAACACAAAUUGAGAAAGAAACAAAGUCACAGAAAAAGAAAAAGGUGUCGGAAAAAGGAUAAAAAAUGUUGGGAAAGAUUAAACGCACACACAUUAAAUAAUAAAAAUAUAAGUAGAAGUUCGAGUGAAACGAAGCAUCGAAGUUCUCGAGUUCGUAGAGCUGCAACUGCCAGAUUAGACCGUCUUUGGAGUCAUGGUGUGAUUCCAUACCAAAUACAGUCCAAUUUCAGUGGUACACACAAGGCUCUUUUUCGACUUGCGAUGCGCCAUUGGGAAAAUCAUACUUGUAUAACUUUUGUAGAUCGUGAACCUCAUCACACUGAUUAUAUUGUUUUUACAGAAAGACCAUGCGGAUGCUGUUCAUAUGUUGGAAAACGCGGGAACGGAGCACAAGCCAUAUCAAUAGGUAAAAAUUGCGAUAAAUUUGGAAUUGUAGUACAUGAAUUGGGCCAUGUUGUAGGCUUUUGGCAUGAACAUACGCGACCUGAUCGAGAAGACCAUGUAGAAAUUAUUUAUAGAAAUAUUAUGCCAGGUCAAGAAUAUAAUUUUAACAAACUUACUUCCACCGAUGUCAACUCCUUGGGCGAAGAAUACGAUUACGGAAGUAUAAUGCAUUAUGCAAGAAACACAUUUGCGCGGGCGACUUUUGUGGAUACUAUUUUACCAAAACAUAAUUAUGGAAAACAGGACAUUGGUCAAAGACUAAAACUGAGUCCUGGAGACAUCAGACAAGCCAAUAGACUAUAUCGUUGUCCUACAUGUGGUCGAACUCUUCAAACUGCUUCGGGUGAAUUCUCACACAAGCCCAACCGUCAGUCCUCAACUGAAGAAAAAUGUGAAUGGCGAAUAUCUGCAACACAUGGAGAGAAAAUCGUUUUAAAUAUCACUUCUCUUGACAUUCCGGAGACCCAUGGAUGUAUUUCCGAUUACUUGGAAGUCCGUGAUGGAUACUAUGAGAAAUCUCCAUUGUUGGGUAAGUCUUUUUUUGAUUUUUCAAUGUUAUCAUCAGCUAUUUGUGGUGGCGUCAUUCAUAAAGACAAAGGAAUUCUAACCAGUCCUAAUUCUCCAGAUGAUUACCGCCCUAAUCAAGAAUGCGUGUGGAUAAUUACUGUGCCUGACGGUUAUUUAGUUGGUCUUACCUUUCAAGCAUUUGAGAUUGAAAAUCAUGACAACUGUGUAUAUGAUUAUAUUGAAAUCCUUGACGGACCCGACGAAUCCUCCCCGUUCUUGGGAAAAUUCUGUGGUUAUAAAAUGCCAGAGGAGAUCAAAUCCUCAAGCAAUCAGCUGUAUGUUAAGUUUUUCUCUGAUGGAUCAGUACAGAAAGCUGGUUUUUCUGCUACAUUCACUAGAGAAUAUGAUGAAUGUAUGACGGACUAUCACGGUUGUGAUCAUAAAUGUGUCAAUACGCUUGGUUCUUAUAGAUGUGAGUGUGAAAUUGGUUAUGAACUUCACUCUGACGGCAAGAAAUGUGAAGACGCUUGUGGAGGCUUUAUCAAUGUUGAGAAUGGUACAUUCCAAAGUCCAUCAUUUCCUGAUCUUUAUCCCACUAACAAGUAUUGUGUUUGGCAAAUUGUGGCACCAAAGCAACAUCGAAUUACUUUAAACUUCUCAUAUUUUGAUUUGGAAGGCAACAACCAAGACUGUGAGUACGACUCAUUGAAGGUAUCAAAUGGUGAAUCAUCUAAAACCAUAGGCGUAUUUUGUGGUUCAACCCUCCCAAUGCCCAUUACAUCUUCGGAUAGUAUUCUUCGUAUUGAAUUCACUUCUGAUAACUCAGUACAAAAAACAGGAUUUAACGCUACUUUCUUUACAGAUAAAGACGAGUGUGCUGUCAAAAAUGGCGGCUGCCAGCAAAUUUGCAAGAACACAAUUGGUAGCUAUGAGUGUGCUUGUCAAAAUGGAUUCACGUUGCACGAAAACAAACACGACUGUAAAGAAGAUCCGACCAGAUCCAAGCAAAACAUAAAGUCAAUAAACCUGAAAACAACGAAUAAAGCAAAAAAGAAUCGGAUGCUAGGGGACGCUACCAAUACAAUAAGCAGUGGCUGCAAACACGAAAUAAAAGCCCCAUCAGGAACCAUAAUCAGUCCCAAGUGGCCAGAAUUCUAUCCUAGCCGCAAGAAUUGUGUAUGGACAUUCACAGUCACUGAUGGACACCGAGUGAAAUUGCAGUUUGAAGAAUUUGAGCUGGAGCCACAUCAAGAAUGUACCUAUGAUCACAUUGAAAUCUUUGAUGGUGACAGUAUUAAUAGCCAGUCUUUGGGGCGUUUCUGUGGCAACAAAAUACCUCAUCCGAUUUACUCCAGUGGCAAUACAAUGCAUAUGAUCUUUUACUCCGAUGCCUCCGUCCAAAGAAAAGGCUUCAGCGCUGUACACAGCACAGUGUGUGGCGGUCAUUUAGUAGCAAAACAAGAAUCGAUGUUUAUCUAUUCCCACGCCAAAUAUGGAGACCAAAACUAUGACAACACGGCUGACUGUGAAUGGGUGAUUGAAGCAGAGAAUGAUAAAAAGAUUUAUGUUGAAUUCCAGAGCUUUGAAAUUGAAAACGAAACAGAAUGCUUGUAUGAUUUUGUGAAACUAUACGAUGGCAAAUCAGACAAUGGCGCCCUGAUAGGAACAUACUGUGGUAAUGAUAAACCACCGCCCACAAUGUCUUCCAAUCGCAUCUUAACAGUCCGGUUUUUCUCUGAUGACACUGUCAACUGGAAAGGAUUCUUUUUAACCUAUAAACUCGCUGACAGUCACAUUUCCGGCGGCGAAUCUCAAGAGUUGCCCGAAGCUGAAGAAUAAAUUACAAAUGACUGGAAGCCAAAAGAGCAUUUGAUUUGGUUUAUACUCAUGAAAAAAAAAAAAAAAAAAAA